GGCACGACAGCAGAGAGAGAAGGAGCCUCAUGAGGCCAACUGGGCUGAGUCGAAAACUGAAACAACUUGUAGUAUCGAUGACCCAACCGUGCAAUUUUGUCACAACAACAACAAACCCACUCUUACUCUCUCGCCCAACCUCGCACGCACCACGCUACAGUCACAGUUUGAGCUUCACGACAAUGAUGACCAACAACAACAAUGAAGAACAAGAUCAUCUAAACGCUUUGUUCAAGCAAAAACAGCUUCUCCGAUCAAGGGUCCGCAAGGACCUCAAGAACAUGGACCCAACUCUCAGAUCCCAAGAAGACAAUGCAAUCCAGAGCAUUGUUUUGGAAUCUCCUUGGUUUAAAUCUAGUCAGAGAUUGUGUGCCUAUAUAAGUUGCUCUUCUUUACGAGAAGUUGACACAUCAAAAUUGUUAUCAGAAAUCCUGCAAAACCCAGCUCAAGAUGAUAAUACAAAGAUGGGAAAAACGCUUUAUGUUCCACGUGUGGAGGACAAGAAUAGUCACAUGCGCAUGCUGAACAUCUCAAGUAUUGAUGAUCUUAUUGCAAAUUCAAUGAACAUUUUAGAACCAGCUUCAGUGGAUGGUGAUGGAAAUGAACGUAAAAAUGUUAUGCAGGCAAAUGAGCCAGUUGAUUUGUUUCUCUUACCUGGACUAGCAUUUGACAGAUCUGGAAGGCGCCUGGGUCGUGGUGGAGGUUAUUAUGAUACCUUCUUGAAGAACUACCAAGAGCUUGUGAAGGCAAGGGAUUGGAAGCAACCCCUCCUUGUUGCCCUAUCCUAUUCUCUGCAGAUAUUGGAUGAUGGAGUUAUACCAGUCACUGCAAAUGAUGUUCCCGUUGAUGCUCUUGUGUCCCCAGCUGGUGUGAUUCCCAUCAGCCCGGAUGCUUUAGACAGGAUGAAGCUUUAACAUUUGACUUGGAAACCAAACCUGGUCACUUUCUUCAAAUGAUAGAUCCUCAUCCCUGCCUUUGAGUUUGGUUGUCUCAUAAGCUGUCAAAUGCUGUCUUGAUUGCUUGAAAUGCAGCGAUUGUGCUAUCAAAGGAAUGAGGUAAAGUUAUGAUGUUUUUAUAGUUAAGAAGCCAUGUUUGAUUGUCCACAACGUUUGCCCAUUGAAAUAGAUCUCAAAAAUGGUAUUGGUUUUAUAUGACUUGUAUCUUACUGAUUGGGACCAGCACACUUUGAGAGAUUGGAAAUACUACUCAAGAUUUAUCAUUUAAGGAAAUGGUUUUAUUCAAUGCAAUAAAUAUUUGUAUUA
This is a messenger RNA of Quercus robur (English oak), 1262 nucleotides long. Its product is annotated as 5-formyltetrahydrofolate cyclo-ligase, mitochondrial-like. NCBI's taxonomy places the organism in Eukaryota, Viridiplantae, Streptophyta, Magnoliopsida, Fagales, Fagaceae. Gene Ontology annotation, biological process: tetrahydrofolate interconversion; folic acid-containing compound biosynthetic process. The transcript has 8 exons. Gene Ontology annotation, cellular component: mitochondrion. Bases 30 to 914 code for a protein of 294 amino acids. Gene Ontology annotation, molecular function: 5-formyltetrahydrofolate cyclo-ligase activity. The record is from RefSeq and is a predicted model, not a curated record.